Messenger RNA from Sphaeroforma arctica JP610, 893 nucleotides. RefSeq lists its product as hypothetical. Bases 116 to 877 code for a protein of 253 amino acids. NCBI's taxonomy places the organism in Eukaryota, Ichthyosporea, Ichthyophonida. The record is from RefSeq and is a predicted model, not a curated record. The transcript has a single exon.
GGACAAUGAACUGUCCGCUCGUAACUGAAAAAAAGGCAAUCUACCACGCAGGUACGGCAUAUAUAGCGUUCACUCGGAAGCAUGUAGAUCACAAAAAAAAAUUCUCCCACAAAACAUGAUUCCAAAGUAUAUUGCGCUCAGUCUCGUUGCGUGUUUGUACGGCGCUACUUUAGGUGCAACAAUCAAACGAAGUGAUGACUCUAGCAUAGAUGGCUUUAUGUCAGCCCGUGGGCUUAUACCUGAGGGUACGUAUCAAGACCAUGAUUUUCCACACUAUUUCUAUCUAGAAGAUGAUCAACUGAGCACAAAAGUGAUUCAAAUUAUACUCGAUCCUUUCGACACUAAUGGGGCUGGCGAUUCUGCUAGGCCUCGAAAUGAGAUAACAAGCGGAGAUUGGAGCGACUUCCCCUACAAAAUCACCUCGAAGGAGGAGGACCACGAUUUUGUAAUCCGAUUCAAAUUCAGAACUGAGCACGAAAUAGAUACUGGCGGUAGUACCCUGCAUGUUUUCCAACUAUUUGACGACCACAACCCGAAUGCUGUAUUGAGCUUUACUGAUGAUAAUGACUUGGUAUUCUGGUCCCCAAGCCGCGACCUGUUUGAUAAAGUUGUUAUUCCAUACGAAUGGGAACAAUGGCUAGAUAUAGAGAUCCGAUUUUCUUAUGGAAGAAAUUGCUAUUUUGACAUCAACGUAAAGAAUUUAGAUGGUGACCUUAUGAACAGUGCCAAAAAUGAUAUCGGCGAGUACCACAUCCAAGACUUCCAAAAACUUAAAUUCGGACUAUAUCAAAUCGACGAAAAGGCGCCCCCCAUGACAUUCAUGACGCGAUACACGGAUAUGGAAUUCAGCACCGAUGAUGGCAACUACUACAGAUAGAAUUGAAAACUUCGAG